Molecule: messenger RNA, 1454 nt
Organism: Ectocarpus sp. CCAP 1310/34
Lineage: Eukaryota; Phaeophyceae; Ectocarpales; Ectocarpaceae
Source: the annotation of a GenBank genome assembly
ACAUAUCCUGCUGCGUAGCUCACAAACCUGCUGUGCGGUCAACCUUAAGGCACACCCGGACAACGCAGGGCGGGUAACCAGACCUCACACAGUCAGCUACACCAGAAUAUCGCCAUUUCCCAUCGCGACGCCCCCUCGACGGGGGGUUGGAAGGCCGAUCAGGCAACCAAGGAACAAGAAGAGUCGGCAGGCACUGACAGGAUGGGCGGAUCAGCGAAGCGAUGCCUGCACAAUGGUUGCAUGAAAACGCCAACGUUGGGCGUCGCUGGGUCUCGAAGGCCUGAAUUCUGUAGGGCCCACGCGGAAGACGACAUGGUCAACUGCGUCAGCAAGUUGUGCGACUCCCCAGGUUGUUGGAAACGACCUUCCUACGGCAUGACCGGGGGCAUAACGGCGGAGCGCUGCCUUUCCCACGCUACGGACGGCAUGGUUAACUUCCGCAACAACAUGACGACCUGCAAGCAACAAGGAUGCAUGAAGCAGCCUUCGUACGGUGAAGUCGGGAAAGGCGCGAAGUUCUGCGCGCCUCACCGUAAGCCCGGUAUGAUCGAUGUCGUCAGCAAGAACAAAAGGUGCCGUCAUCAAGACUGCAUGAAGCGAGCGUCGUUCGCCACGAGUGAUAACGACAAGGGACAAUUCUGCGCGCAGCAUGCUUUACCCAAUAUGAAAGACGUCACCAACAAGAACAAGCGAUGCAGGCUAGCCGGCUGCAUGACGCGGGCGUCCUACGGUGUGGCCGGAGACAAGAAACCCACAUUUUGUGCGGUACACGCUACAGUCGGAAUGACGAGGACCUACUUGCGCAAGACGAAGCUAACAAUCUGCCGCGCUCAGGGUUGCACAAAGGAACCGCAACACGGCGAGAAUGGACUCAAGAAUUCCGAAUUAUGCGUGACCCACGCAGACGAGAAGGUGGUCUUCGUCUUGAAGAAACAGAAUUCCAAGGGCACUCAAUCGAGCCCUGACAUCAAACAGGAGCUGACCGCCGCUUCGACGGCCGAAAUCGACAACGGCGAAGGAAAAGAGGGCUCGCGGGGAGCUCACCAACCUUCGGCCGACCGUGCCUUCAUGGGGCUCGCAAAAAGGAAAAGGAGCCAUCCGAGCGGCCAUCCUGCCGAUUCUACCAGUUCCGAUCUACAGCGGUAGUUGUGCUGUCUGGCAGGCAGUGUCAAAAUCAAACAAGAGUGUUACCGUUAUGUUAUGUCGCACAAGAGUUAUACGGUUUGUACGAGUGCAGUGGGCAUGAGCUAUGGGGUUCUCUUUUUGUGUCGUCCACUCAUGGCUUGGCAUCAAGUGUUAUCCAGCGCUGUGUUCUCUCAUUUGUACAAAAUUGGCUCGAUAGAUUUUUUGCUGGUCCAAAGCUGCACCUCUCUCAGCAACUCGGGUACCCAGAGUAAACCGCCCAAUUAACGAACGCUUAAGCCAACCCUCGCGCCAAAAGCUCAUUCUCGGGC